Argiope bruennichi is the source of this 8391-nucleotide messenger RNA. Its product is annotated as fibroin heavy chain-like. The transcript is spliced from 27 exons. The record is from RefSeq and is a predicted model, not a curated record. The coding region runs from base 1 to 8313 and encodes 2770 amino acids. NCBI's taxonomy places the organism in Eukaryota, Metazoa, Arthropoda, Arachnida, Araneae, Araneidae.
AUGCCUGAGCUGGAUCACAGGCAGGACAACAAGGACCAGGAGGUGCCGGAACUGGUGCUGCUGCUGCUGCAGCAGCUGCUGGUGCAGGUGGAUUUGGACCAGGAGCAGGAGGUCAACAAGGACCUGGUGGUGCAGGACCAUAUGGACCUAGUGCUGGUGGACAACGAGGACCUGGAGGUCAAGGACCCUACGGACCUGGUGCCGCUGCAGCAGCAGCCGCAGCUGCAGGUGGAUUUGGACCAGGAGGUGCAGGAGCUGGACCACAAGCAGGACCAGGUCAACAAGGACCAGGAGGUGCCGGACCCUUUGGACCUGGUGCCGCCGCAGCAGCCGCAGCCGCAGGUGGAUUUGGACCAGGAUCGGGUGGACAACGAGGACCUGGAGGAGCUGGACAACAAGGACCUGGAGGUCAAGGAGGCUUCGGACCUGGUGCUGCUGCAGCAGCAGCCGCAGCUGCAGGUGGAUUUGGACCAGGAGCAGGUGGACAACGAGGACCUGGACAACAAGGACCUGGAGGUCAAGGAGGCUUCGGACCUGGUGCCGCUGCAGCAGCAGCCGCAGCUGCUGGUGGAUUUGGACCUGGAGGUGCAGAUUUCUCAUGGAGCUGGAUCACAGGCAAGACAACAAGGACCAGGAGGUGCCGGAACUGGUGCUGCUGCUGCUGCUGCUGCAGCAGCUGCUGGUGCAGGUGGAUUUGGACCAGGAGCAGGAGGUCAACAAGGACCUGGUGGUGCAGGACCAUAUGGGCUUAGUGCUGGUGGACAACGAGGACCUGGAGGAGUAGGACAACAAGGACCUGGAGGUCAAGGAGGCUUCGGACCUGGUGCCGCUGCAGCAGCAGCCGCAGCUGCAGGUGGAUUUGGACCAGGAGCAGGUGGACAACGAGGAGCUGGACAACAAGGACCUGGAGGUCAAGGAGGCGUCGGACCUGGUGCCGCUGCAGCAGCAGCCGCAGCUGCAGGUGGAUUUGGACCAGGAGCAGGUGGACAACGAGGAGCUGGACAACAAGGACCUGGAGGUCAAGGAGGCUUCGGACCUGGUGCCGCUGCAGCAGCAGCCGCAGCUGCAGGUGGAUUUGGACCAGGAGCAGGUGGACAACGAGGACCUGGACAACAAGGACCUGGAGGUCAAGGAGGCUUCGGACCUGGUGCCGCUGCAGCAGCAGCCGCAGCUGCUGGUGGAUUUGGACCUGGAGGUGCAGGAGCUGGAUCACAGGCAAGACAACAAGGACCAGGAGGUGCCGGAACUGGUGCUGCUGCUGCUGCUGCUGCAGCAGCUGCUGGUGCAGGUGGAUUUGGACCAGGAGCAGGAGGUCAACAAGGACCUGGUGGUGCAGGACCAUAUGGGCCUAGUGCUGGUGGACAACGAGGACCUGGAGGAGUAGGACAACAAGGACCUGGAGGUCAAGGAGGCUUCGGACCUGGUGCCGCUGCAGCAGCAGCCGCAGCUGCAGGUGGAUUUGGACCAGGAGCAGGUGGACAACGAGGAGCUGGACAACAAGGACCUGGAGGUCAAGGAGGCUUCGGACCUGGUGCCGCUGCAGCAGCAGCCGCAGCUGCAGGUGGAUUUGGACCAGGAGCAGGUGGACAACGAGGAGCUGGACAACAAGGACCUGGAGGUCAAGGAGGCUUCGGACCUGGUGCCGCUGCAGCAGCAGCCGCAGCUGCAGGUGGAUUUGGACCAGGAGCAGGUGGACAACGAGGAGCUGGACAACAAGGACCUGGAGGUGAAGGAGGCUUCGGACCUGGUGCCGCUGCAGCAGCAGCCGCAGCUGCUGGUGGAUUUGGACCUGGAGGUGCAGGAGCUGGAUCACAGGCAGGACAACAAGGACCAGGAGGUGCCGGAACUGGUGCUGCUGCUGCUGCAGCAGCUGCUGGUGCAGGUGGAUUUGGACCAGGAGCAGGAGGUCAACAAGGACCUGGUGGUGCAGGACCAUAUGGACCUAAUGCUGGUGGACAACGAGGACCUGGAGGAGUAGGACAACAAGGACCUGGAGGUCAAGGAGGCUUCGGACCUGGUGCCGCUGCAGCAGCAGCCGCAGCUGCAGGUGGAUUUGGACCAGGAGCAGGUGGACAACGAGGAGCUGGACAACAAGGACCUGGAGGUCAAGGAGGCUUCGGACCUGGUGCCGCUGCAGCAGCAGCCGCAGCUGCAGGUGGAUUUGGACCAGGAGCAGGUGGACAACGAGGAGCUGGACAACAAGGACCUGGAGGUCAAGGAGGCUUCGGACCUGGUGCCGCUGCAGCAGCAGCCGCAGCUGCAGGUGGAUUUGGACCAGGAGCAGGUGGACAACGAGGAGCUGGACAACAAGGACCUGGAGGUCAAGGAGGCUUCGGACCUGGUGCCGCUGCAGCAGCAGCCGCAGCUGCAGGUGGAUUUGGACCAGGAGCAGGUGGACAACGAGGAGCUGGACAACAAGGACCUGGAGGUCAAGGAGGCUUCGGACCUGGUGCCGCUGCAGCAGCAGCCGCAGCUGCUGGUGGAUUUGGACCUGGAGGUGCAGGAGCUGGAUCACAGGCAGGACAACAAGGACCAGGAGGUGCCGGAACUGGUGCUGCUGCUGCUGCAGCAGCUGCUGGUGCAGGUGGAUUUGGACCAGGAGCAGGAGGUCAACAAGGACCUGGUGGUGCAGGACCAUAUGGACCUAAUGCUGGUGGACAACGAGGACCUGGAGGAGUAGGACAACAAGGACCUGGAGGUCAAGGAGGCUUCGGACCUGGUGCCGCUGCAGCAGCAGCCGCAGCUGCAGGUGGAUUUGGACCAGGAGCAGGUGGACAACGAGGAGCUGGACAACAAGGACCUGGAGGUCAAGGAGGCUUCGGACCUGGUGCCGCUGCAGCAGCAGCCGCAGCUGCAGCCGCAGCUGCAGGUGGAUUUGGACCAGGAGCAGGUGGACAACGAGGAGCUGGACAACAAGGACCUGGAGGUCAAGGAGGCUUCGGACCUGGUGCCGCUGCAGCAGCAGCCGCAGCUGCAGGUGGAUUUGGACCAGGAGCAGGUGGACAACGAGGAGCUGGACAACAAGGACCUGGAGGUCAAGGAGGCUUCGGACCUGGUGCCGCUGCAGCAGCAGCCGCAGCUGCUGGUGGAUUUGGACCUGGAGGUGCAGGAGCUGGAUCACAGGCAGGACAACAAGGACCAGGAGGUGCCGGAACUGGUGCUGCUGCUGCUGCAGCAGCUGCUGGUGCAGGUGGAUUUGGACCAGGAGCAGGUGGACAACGAGGAGCUGGACAACAAGGACCUGGAGGUCAAGGAGGCUUCGGACCUGGUGCCGCAGCUGCAGGUGGAUUUGGACCAGGAGCAGGUGGACAACGAGGAGCUGGACAACAAGGACCUGGAGGUCAAGGAGGCUUCGGACCUGGUGCCGCUGCAGCAGCAGCCGCAGCUGCAGGUGGAUUUGGACCAGGAGCAGGUGGACAACGAGGACCUGGACAACAAGGACCUGGAGGUCAAGGACCCUACGGACCUGGUGCCGCUGCAGCAGCAGCCGCAGCUGCUGGUGGAUUUGGACCUGGAGGUGCAGGAGCUGGAUCACAGGCAGGACAACAAGGACCAGGAGGUGCCGGAACUGGUGCUGCUGCUGCUGCAGCAGCUGCUGGUGCAGGUGGAUUUGGACCAGGAGCAGGUGGACAACGAGGAGCUGGACAACAAGGACCUGGAGGUCAAGGAGGCUUCGGACCUGGUGCCGCUGCAGCAGCAGCCGCAGCUGCAGGUGGAUUUGGACCAGGAGCAGGUGGACAACGAGGAGCUGGACAACAAGGACCUGGAGGUCAAGGAGGCUUCGGACCUGGUGCCGCUGCAGCAGCAGCCGCAGCUGCAGGUGGAUUUGGACCAGGAGCAGGUGGACAACGAGGACCUGAACAACAAGGACCUGGAGGUCAAGGACCCUACGGACCUGGUGCCGCUGCAGCAGCAGCCGCAGCUGCUGGUGGAUUUGGACCUGGAGGUGCAGGAGCUGGAUCACAGGCAGGACAACAAGGACCAGGAGGUGCCGGAACUGGUGCUGCUGCUGCUGCAGCAGCUGCUGGUGCAGGUGGAUUUGGACCAGGAGCAGGAGGUCAACAAGGACCUGGUGGUGCAGGACCAUAUGGACCUAAUGCUGGUGGACAACGAGGACCUGGAGGAGUAGGACAACAAGGACCUGGAGGUCAAGGAGGCUUCGGACCUGGUGCCGCUGCAGCAGCAGCCGCAGCUGCAGGUGGAUUUGGACCAGGAGCAGGUGGACAACGAGGAGCUGGACAACAAGGACCUGGAGGUCAAGGAGGCUUCGGACCUGGUGCCGCUGCAGCAGCAGCCGCAGCUGCAGGUGGAUUUGGACCAGGAGCAGGUGGACAACGAGGAGCUGGACAACAAGGACCUGGAGGUCAAGGAGGCUUCGGACCUGGUGCCGCUGCAGCAGCAGCCGCAGCUGCUGGUGGAUUUGGACCUGGAGGUGCAGGAGCUGGAUCACAGGCAGGACAACAAGGACCAGGAGGUGCCGGAACUGGUGCUGCUGCUGCUGCAGCAGCUGCUGGUGCAGGUGGAUUUGGACCAGGAGCAGGUGGACAACGAGGAGCUGGACAACAAGGACCUGGAGGUCAAGGAGGCUUCGGACCUGGUGCCGCAGCUGCAGGUGGAUUUGGACCAGGAGCAGGUGGACAACGAGGAGCUGGACAACAAGGACCUGGAGGUCAAGGAGGCUUCGGACCUGGUGCCGCUGCAGCAGCAGCCGCAGCUGCAGGUGGAUUUGGACCAGGAGCAGGUGGACAACGAGGACCUGGACAACAAGGACCUGGAGGUCAAGGACCCUACGGACCUGGUGCCGCUGCAGCAGCAGCCGCAGCUGCUGGUGGAUUUGGACCUGGAGGUGCAGGAGCUGGAUCACAGGCAGGACAACAAGGACCAGGAGGUGCCGGAACUGGUGCUGCUGCUGCUGCAGCAGCUGCUGGUGCAGGUGGAUUUGGACCAGGAGCAGGUGGACAACGAGGAGCUGGACAACAAGGACCUGGAGGUCAAGGAGGCUUCGGACCUGGUGCCGCUGCAGCAGCAGCCGCAGCUGCAGGUGGAUUUGGACCAGGAGCAGGUGGACAACGAGGAGCUGGACAACAAGGACCUGGAGGUCAAGGAGGCUUCGGACCUGGUGCCGCUGCAGCAGCAGCCGCAGCUGCAGGUGGAUUUGGACCAGGAGCAGGUGGACAACGAGGACCUGGACAACAAGGACCUGGAGGUCAAGGACCCUACGGACCUGGUGCCGCUGCAGCAGCAGCCGCAGCUGCUGGUGGAUUUGGACCUGGAGGUGCAGGAGCUGGAUCACAGGCAGGACAACAAGGACCAGGAGGUGCCGGAACUGGUGCUGCUGCUGCUGCAGCAGCUGCUGGUGCAGGUGGAUUUGGACCAGGAGCAGGUGGACAACGAGGAGCUGGACAACAAGGACCUGGAGGUCAAGGAGGCUUCGGACCUGGUGCCGCUGCAGCAGCAGCCGCAGCUGCAGGUGGAUUUGGACCAGGAGCAGGUGGACAACGAGGAGCUGGACAACAAGGACCUGGAGGUCAAGGAGGCUUCGGACCUGGUGCCGCUGCAGCAGCAGCCGCAGCUGCAGGUGGAUUUGGACCAGGAGCAGGUGGACAACGAGGACCUGGACAACAAGGACCUGGAGGUCAAGGACCCUACGGACCUGGUGCCGCUGCAGCAGCAGCCGCAGCUGCUGGUGGAUUUGGACCUGGAGGUGCAGGACCAGGAGGUGCCGGAACUGGUGCUGCUGCUGCUGCAGCAGCUGCUGGUGCAGGACCUGGAGGUCAAGGAGGCUUCGGACCUGGUGCCGCUGCAGCAGCAGCCGCAGCUGCAGGUGGAUUUGGACCAGGAGCAGGUGGACAACGAGGACCUGGACAACAAGGACCUGGAGGUCAAGGACCCUACGGACCUGGUGCCGCUGCAGCAGCAGCCGCAGCUGCUGGUGGAUUUGGACCUGGAGGUGCAGGAGCUGGAUCACAGGCAGGACAACAAGGACCAGGAGGUGCCGGAACUGGUGCUGCUGCUGCUGCAGCAGCUGCUGGUGCAGGUGGAUUUGGACCAGGAGCAGGUGGACAACGAGGAGCUGGACAACAAGGACCUGGAGGUCAAGGAGGCUUCGGACCUGGUGCCGCUGCAGCAGCAGCCGCAGCUGCAGGUGGAUUUGGACCAGGAGCAGGUGGACAACGAGGAGCUGGACAACAAGGACCUGGAGGUCAAGGAGGCUUCGGACCUGGUGCCGCUGCAGCAGCAGCCGCAGCUGCAGGUGGAUUUGGACCAGGAGCAGGUGGACAACGAGGACCUGGACAACAAGGACCUGGAGGUCAAGGACCCUACGGACCUGGUGCCGCUGCAGCAGCAGCCGCAGCUGCUGGUGGAUUUGGACCUGGAGGUGCAGGAGCUGGAUCACAGGCAGGACAACAAGGACCAGGAGGUGCCGGAACUGGUGCUGCUGCUGCUGCAGCAGCUGCUGGUGCAGGUGGAUUUGGACCAGGAGCAGGUGGACAACGAGGAGCUGGACAACAAGGACCUGGAGGUCAAGGAGGCUUCGGACCUGGUGCCGCUGCAGCAGCAGCCGCAGCUGCAGGUGGAUUUGGACCAGGAGCAGGUGGACAACGAGGAGCUGGACAACAAGGACCUGGAGGUCAAGGAGGCUUCGGACCUGGAGGUGCCGGAACUGGUGCUGCUGCUGCUGCAGCAGCUGCUGGUGCAGGACCUGGAGGUCAAGGAGGCUUCGGACCUGGUGCCGCUGCAGCAGCAGCCGCAGCUGCAGCUGGACAACAAGGACCUGGAGGUCAAGGAGGCUUCGGACCUGGUGCCGCUGCAGCAGCAGCCGCAGCUGCAGCUGGACAACAAGGACCUGGAGGUCAAGGAGGCUUCGGACCUGGUGCCGCUGCAGCAGCAGCCGCAGCUGCAGGUGGAUUUGGACCAGGAGCAGGUGGACAACGAGGACCUGGACAACAAGGACCUGGAGGUCAAGGACCCUACGGACCUGGUGCCGCUGCAGCAGCAGCCGCAGCUGCUGGUGGAUUUGGACCUGGAGGACAACAAGGACCAGGAGGUGCCGGAACUGGUGCUGCUGCUGCUGCAGCAGCUGCUGGUGCAGGUGGAUUUGGACCAGGAGCAGGUGGACAACGAGGAGCUGGACAACAAGGACCUGGAGGUCAAGGAGGCUUCGGACCUGGUGCCGCUGCAGCAGCAGCCGCAGCUGCAGGUGGAUUUGGACCAGGAGCAGGUGGACAACGAGGAGCUGGACAACAAGGACCUGGAGGUCAAGGAGGCUUCGGACCUGGUGCCGCUGCAGCAGCAGCCGCAGCUGCAGGUGGAUUUGGACCAGGAGCAGGUGGACAACGAGGACCUGGACAACAAGGACCUGGAGGUCAAGGACCCUACGGACCUGGUGCCGCUGCAGCAGCAGCCGCAGCUGCUGGUGGAUUUGGACCUGGAGGUGCAGGAGCUGGAUCACAGGCAGGACAACAAGGACCAGGAGGUGCCGGAACUGGUGCUGCUGCUGGUGCAGGUGGAUUUGGACCAGGAGCAGGAGGUCAACAAGAACCUGGUGGUGCAGGACCAUAUGGACCUAGUGCUGGUGGACAACGAGGACCUGGAGGAGUAGGACAACAAGGACCUGGAGGUCAAGGACCCUUCGGACCUGGUGCCGCUGCAGCAGCAGCCGCAGCUGCAGGUGGAUUUGGACCAGGAGGUGCAGCUGGACCACAAGCAGGACCAGGACAACAAGGACCAGGAGGUGCCGGACCCUUUGGACCUGGUGCCGCCGCAGCAGCCGCAGCCGCAGGUGGAUUUGGACCAGGAUCAGGUGGACAACGAGGACCUGGAGGAGCUGGACAACAAGGACCUGAAGGUCAAGGAGGCUUCGGACCUGGUGCUGCUGCAGCAGCAGCCGCAGCUGCAGCCGCAGCUGCAGGUGGAUUUGGACCAGGAGCAGGUGGACAACGAGGACCUGGAGGUCAAGGACCCUACGGACCUGGUGCCGCUGCAGCAGCCGCAGCUGCUGGUGGAGCUGCAGCUUCUCGCCUUGCUUCCCCAGAGGCCAGUUCUAGGGUUUCUUCUGCUGUAUCAUCUUUGAUAUCUAGUGGCCCUACCAAUCCCGCUGCACUUUCUAAUACUAUCAGCAGCGUUGUUUCACAAAUUAGUGCAAGCAAUCUUGGUCUUUCUGGUUGUGAUGUACUCGUACAAGCAUUGCUGGAAAUCGUAUCGGCACUUGUGCAUAUCCUUGGAUCUUCUAGUAUCGGUCAAAUUAACUAUGGUGCUGCUUCUCAGUACGCUCGAUUGGUCGGCCAGUCUGUAACUCAAGCCCUUUGUUAAUCUUCUUAUAAUUAAGUUGCAAAUUUUUCCUUAUUGAUAUUCCAUAUUUGUAAUCUUUCUGAAUAAACAUUGAGCAUA